AUGUUGGGUUUCCGGGACCAGGACCCCGAUCUGACCACAGAGGAGUCCUACGCUCCGACGGCUGCCCGGACGGCUCGCCAGGUGUUCUUGCAGAAGGCGGCACACUUCAAGAUGCGAGAGCUGGAAAGGGACCUGUUCGCGCGGCCGACAGGCGAGAUCGCCAAGAUGCUGGGAUUGAAGCCAGAACAGGCGGCCAUCCUGAAGAAGCCGGCCUACGGCCUCGUGCAAGCCCUGCGGGCGCGGCACAAGGCCGUCAACCGGAGGCUGCAGGACUUUGGCUGGAGGCACCUGGAGCCCGACCCAUGUGUACGGAUUCUGGCCAGGACCACUGAUGCUGGUGCGCCAGACCAAAUAGUCGCCAUGGCCCUCUUCCACGUUGGUGAUUUCCUGUUCGCGGGUCGCGUGUCGGAUGAGAUUUGGCGGAAGGCGAGACAACAGGUGAUAGAGGCGUUCAGGUGGACCGAGUGGGACUAUGAUGCCUUCACCCAGCGUGGCGUGGACAUCACCCAGCGGGCGGACAUCGGUUCCACCCUGAGCCAGGCAGCCUACGCCGAGCACGCCAGGGAGCCCGCAGUGGAAAAAGGUACUCAGACGGGCCAAGACAUCCUGGCCGAGCUGAGCUCGCUGCAAAGCAAGACGGAAUCGUGCACGGUCGAGGACCUAGUCAAGGUCAACAAGCGGAUCAAACGCUCGAAAGAGACGAUAGAACGCGUGCUGGAGAUCUUCCCGUUCUCCAAGCCCGACCUGGCCGCGGUCGGCUGGGGCGACGCCGCGUUCGGCGACCGGGCGGACGGCAAGUUUACCGUAACGACGGGUACUCGGGAUUGUGCCCAUGAGUUUGUUGACAAGUGGAGAAACGGGUGUCUUUGA
This is a messenger RNA of Prorocentrum cordatum, 870 nucleotides long. Lineage: Eukaryota; Dinophyceae; Prorocentrales; Prorocentraceae. The record is from the annotation of a GenBank genome assembly.